AUGUUGCUGAACUUGGAUGUGUAUGAACGCCGUGGGGAACUCUCAUACAGACCUCACGCCAGGCGUCCUUUCUGGCUGAAAUUCGGGACUUUCCGUAUCCUACUUUUAUUGCUCUGGCGAAUGUACGCUGCCGUGCAAGCUGGAAAAUCUGCUCGGCUUAUUACACUCGCUAUACCCGUAGUGUGCGUAUUGCGCGGUGUCGUGAUGGAGCAGCAGCCGUACAACAAUAUGGGAUCUGACGGGGAAUCCGAAGAUGUAUCGGGAACGUCGGACGAGAUGUUCUCCCCGCUGCCGAUGAACAAUGUCAAGCUACGGCAGAAAAACCGUUCCUAUAGCAAGGUGAGUUUGUUUGAGGGUUUUCCCGGGGGUAUCGUGACGCAGCUGCUUGCGAUACGCUGUUCUCCUGCCGUCGUGAUUGCUGGAAAGCUUUUUUCUCUAUCUCACGAUUGCGUUCCGCAAUGUUUAUUUUUUAUUUGUCCUUUGAGAAGCCCAGUCUGGGACCGCAAGGUUUCGACGCCCUGGCCGGAUGCUUGA
Messenger RNA from Notodromas monacha, 534 nucleotides. The record is from the annotation of a GenBank genome assembly. Lineage: Eukaryota; Metazoa; Arthropoda; Ostracoda; Podocopida; Cyprididae.